GGGGGAGAGGAAGAAAAAGAGAGAGAGAGGAGGAGAAGAGGAGGAGGAGGAGAAUUAAAUCCCCAGCCACACACACACAAAGCCGCGGCGGCCAGGGCACGGGAGACGGCGGCGCGGGCGAGAUGUGGGGAGCGCCGCGCUCGCCAGCGCAGGAACUUCGCCCGGAGCAAGCCAGCAACAUGGCGCUGCCAAACCAGAGCCGGCAGCCGGAAUGAGCAUCGCGGGCUGCCGCUCCCACUCCCGCUGCUGAGCCCAGUCGAGCCGAGGAGCAAAGCCCUUCCCGCGGGCACCUGCCCCGUCGGCGCAGAGGGCGGCCACGCUCCCGCUCCCCGCGCUCCGCAGCUCCCUGGUCUUUCCGCGCCCCUUCCCCGACCCGCCCGCGCUGGGGCAAGCCGCGACACACGCACCCACGGAGAGGGGGAGUCGGAUCGUGAAACUUUUCUCGUCUCUUCUUCCCACUCCCGACGGGACUGCCCUUCAGGGAGAGCAGCAGGGCCAGGCGACUGUGUGGGGACCCGCGUCUCGGACCGCGCACGCCACAGCCCCGCGGCGCGGCAGGAAGAAUAUAAAACCUCGAAGAAAAGCGUUGCUUUUUUAAGAAGACGUCAUGCUUUCUGCAACUCCCCUGUAUGGCAACGUUCAUAGCUGGAUGAGCAAUGAGAGGGUCCGCAUGUGUGGAAUUAAUGAAGACAGGAAAAUUCCCGUUAAUGAUGCUGAUGCACCGAAAAGCAGACUGGAGUUGAGGGAGGAAAAUCACCUGAAUCACAGUGUGGUGGAUGCAACUACAGCACAUCGCAUUGACAGCCUUGCAGCUCUGAGUAUGGACAGGUCUGGGCUCAUGCGAGAAGGACUCAGAGUGCCCAGUAGCAUUGUCUAUUCCAGCUUGUGUGGACUUGGCUCGGAAAAAUCGCGGGAUGCUACGGGUUCGAUAGCCAGCCUGGGAUUUACUCCUGAAAGAAAUCCAGAGAUACAGUUUAAGUCCAAUCCCCCCGAAGCGGUGGAAAGCGCAGCUGUCUCUGGAAAAGCCCCGAACGGCUUCAGCGCUAUAUACAAAACACCACCUGGAAUACAAAAAAACUCUGUCCCGACAGGGGAGACACUGGGUUUGGACCGAGCUGCGGGUGACAGGCAGAGUCCCCUCGGUGUCAAUGGUGCUAGUUACCUAAGGCUCCCCUGGGUGAACCCCUACAUGGAGGGUGCAACGCCCACCAUAUACCCUUUCCUUGACUCACCAAAUAAGUAUUCGUUGAACAUGUACAAGGCAUUGCUACCUCAGCAGUCCACCUACAGCUUACCGCAGCACCUGGCUUACUCGCCCGUAUGUACGAACGGUGAACGUUUUUUAUACCUGCCUCCCUCCCACUACGUUGCCCCUCACAUCCCUUCGUCGCUGGCGUCGCCCAUGAGGCUCUCGACUGCUUCAGCUUCACCAGCAAUCCCACCUUUGGUGCACUGUCCGGAUAAGAGCUUGUCGUGGAAAAUGGGUGUGAGCCCAGGCACCCCUGUGGACACGCACGCCUACCCUCACAUCCAGAGCAGUAAGCAACCCCGGGUCCCCACUGCCAAGCCGGCCCCUGCCAACUUGCCAGGGGAUCCCGCGCUCCUGCUGCCGCACUCGCCUCGGCCAUCUCCCCGCCUCCCCCUGCCUGCCCAGGUCGGGGAUGCCUAUGCCGAUUUCCACAAACAUUUCCCCAGGAUCACCACCUCUCCCUCCUCUGCUGUUACGCUCCCAAAGCCCUACGUGAACAUCGGCAGCGAAUUUCCACCUGCUCGCCUCUCCAAUGGGAAGCUUCCCAAAGGCAGUGAUGCUGGGGAGGCACCCCUCCCAUCUGCCCCCCAUGCACGGAAAGCUGGCCACGAUCGGAAGGACAGCAGGUCCCCCCCACUCCUGGAAAAGCAGACCCCGACCAAAGACGUCACCGACAAACCGCUGGACUUGUCGGCGAAAGUGGUUGAUGCGGAAACCGCUAGCAAGUCAGACCACAGUAAGAAAAUUAUGCCAACAGUGCUGGUGCAUGGAAGGGCAGGAGGGGGGACACACUUGCCAGGCGGUGACAUCGUUCAGAAAGAAACCAUUUCUCCUGGGAACAGCUGCCCCAUCUACAGGCCCGAAAUUAUCAGCACGGCGCCAUCCUCCUGGAUUGUUCCUGGUCCCAGCCCCAGUGAAGAGGCUGGGAAGAAUGUCCAACUGAAAAACAAGGCACUGGACUGGGUUAUGCCACAGCCACGGAGCUCCUCCUGCCCCAGGAUGGGUGGCACAGAAGCAGUGGUUGGCAGUGUUUCAGGGACGGUGUCAGCAGGGGGGCGGCCGGCGUCAGCGUCACCAGCUCCCAAUGCCAACGUGGAUUGCGCCAAGACGGCCCGGAGCUCUGCAGAGAGCACCGCCUCGGUUAUCCAGCACGUCGGGCAGCCUGUCGCCACCCCUGCGAAGCACAGCAGUAAGGUGGCCAAGUCCUGUGCUCAGGAAGCCAACUUCAAGGCGACCGAGACUGCCCUGGCCUCCAGCCCCAUCUUCCUGCCGCCCAACGAGGCGUUUCGCUCGCCGCCUCUGCCCUACCCCAGGAGCUAUCUCCCAUAUCCAGUGCCGGAGGGGAUCGCCAUCAGCCCUCUCACCCUCCACGGGAAAGGACAUGUCUACCCUCACCCUGUCUUGCUGCCCAACGGCAGCCUCUACCCCACCCACCUGGCUCCCAAACCCGGCCUCCCUUACAGCCUGCCAGCCGGGAGGGGGGAGUUCAUGACCUACCAGGAUGCUCUGGGAGUGGGGAUGGUGCACCCCAUGCUGUUGCAGCAUUCAACUCUGGAAAUCAAUAAGGAGGAGAAGACAGAACGGAGGUCACGGUCUCACGAGAGGGUCCGCUAUGAGGACCCAGCUCUGCGGGGCCGAUUGCCAGAGCUCCUGGAGAGCGGUGGGAAGAUGCAUUUCGAAAUGCCCAGUGACAAGAGUGUGAAAUUGCACCAGAACUCUGGCCAUAGUAAAAACUCUGCAAAAAGCGACAAACACCUUUUCCCGGAUCUUCUGCGAGACGAGCAGGAAGCUAAGAGCGAAGCAAACGUAACGAAAGCCAGCUUUGCCACAGAAAGCAGUAAUCAGACUAAUGACCCUACAAAGCACAAGGUAGAGCAGGCGUCUCAGCACAGAGAUUUUAUUGUAAUGAGAGAGGAGUAUGGAAGAAAUAAUGAUGUUCACGAAACCUAUAAUUUCAAGCAAGCCCAGAGUUCAUCAGUGUUCGGCUUAAGGAAAGAAGAUUUAUCUGUGAGCCAGCCUAAAGAGAGAGUGGCGGUCCAGCCUUCUCCUGUUUUCUUGGAAAGCGCGCACGAGAGCGAUGCUCCAGCUCUGGCUUUUGGCAAGGUGCAGGAGGAUGCGAAGCCAUUCUGCAUGGGGACUGCGCCGCCGAGCAUCGAUGCCAGCCAGACCUAUACCAAAGACGGAGCCGACGAUGUGGAGUCUGCUGAUGGCAAAAUCCUGAAACCCAAGCCGUCUAAACUGGCCAAGAGGAUCGCAAACUCUGCCGGUUAUGUAGGUGACCGAUUCAAGUGUGUGACGACGGAGCUCUACGCCGACUCCAGCCAGCUCAGCCGCGAGCAGCGGGCGUUGCAGCGUGCAAUGAUGCGCUUCUCAGAGUUGGAGAUGAAAGAGAGAGAAGGCCAAACAGCUACCAAAGACUCAGAGGUCUGCAGAUUCAGCCAGGCAGAUUGGGAAAACUUGAAAGGAAACAGUGAAAAGAAGCCAAAGUCUGUUGCUCUGGAAGAUGCCAUUGCUGACCAAAAUGACAAUGACAGAUGUAACUUUACUAGUACAGAAAACAACCGAGGUCACUUUCUUGAAACUCCAGAGGAAAAAGAUCUCUCAAAUGAGAAAUGUUAUUUAGAGAGACAUUCUGUGUAUGAAAAGGCAGAAGACCAGCCAACAGAAGAUUUUGGCCAACAUUCAUGUCCACGUCUGGACAGGAAACGUAAACACUCUGGUGAGAGAGUGCAAAAUGAUGGCAGCCAAAAUGAAAGCUUUGUGGAUGAACUGCAGGAUGAAGUUAUAUCAAAAGCAAAAAAGAAGAAGAACUCCAAAGAUGACUGGCCUGAGAGGGAAAUGACAAACAAUUCCUCUAACCACUUAGAAGAGCCCAAUUGUAAUGAGGUGACCAACCUGAAGGUGUGCAUUGAAUUAACAGGGCUCCAUCCCAAAAAGCAGCGUCACCUGCAGCAUCUUAGGGAACUAUGGGAGCAGCAGGUGUCACCAGAGAGAUCCCCGUCCGGCAAGUUGGGCCGGCAAAGCAGGAAAGAUUUAGCUGAGGCUGUUCAGCCAGAGGCCACUGCAAAGGUCAAAGACUUCACAGAAGAAAGGCACACCAAGAAAAGGUCAGAGGCCAAAAGCAAUAGAAGUUGGUCUGAAGAGUCCCUCAAAACAAGUGACAAUGAACAAGGCUUGCCCGUAUUCCCGGUGUCUCCGCACAUGAAGAGCCUUUCAUCCACCAAUGCAAACAGCAAAAGGCAGGCUCAGCCAAGCUGUACUCCAGCCUCGAGGUUGGCUGCCAAACAGCAGAAAAUUAAAGAAAGCCGGAAGACAGAUGGGCUGUACACAGACGAAGAGGAGGAUUUCCAACAUGCAUCUCUGAUGCCGAAAUACAGCGAGUGUGAGAAGCCAUCAGGGAAACGUCAGUGUAAAACAAAACACUUGGCACUGCAGGAGAGGAGAAGGAGGUCAUCUCUGACAGGGGAUGACACCACAGAUAUCGAAAAUGCUGAAGAUAAGGUAACGGUAACGAGGAAAGUCAGGAAGCGACCGGAGCCGAGUUCAGACUGCGACUCCUCGCCGGCCAAGCCGUACGAGCAGAAGCCGUACGAGCGGCUGCCGCAGGCGCCCUCGCUGCUCCCGGUGCCGCAGCCCCCGCAGCUGCCCCUGGCCAGCCCCACCCCGGAGAGCACCCCGAGCCGGCCCAUGCCGCCCGAGGCGCGGCGCCUGAUCGUCAACAAGAACGCGGGGGAGACGCUGCUGCAGCGGGCGGCACGCCUGGGCUAUGAGGAGGUGGUUCUGUACUGUUUGGAAAACAAGGCUUGUGACGUGAACCACCGUGACAACGCGGGUUACUGUGCCCUGCACGAGGCCUGUGCCAGGGGCUGGCUGAGCAUCGUGCGGCAUCUCCUCGAGUACGGCGCCGACGUCAACUGCAGCGCUCAGGAUGGAACCAGACCAAUCCACGACGCGGUGGAAAACGACCACUUGGAAAUUGUCCGCCUGUUACUGUCCUAUGGUGCUGAUCCAACACUGGCAACCUACUCUGGGAGGACCAUUGUGAAGAUGACCCACAGUGAGCUCAUGGAGACCUUCCUCACAGAGUAUUUAACUGACCUGCAAGGUCGAAGUGUUGAUGACCCUGGUUUGUACUGGGAUUUCUAUGGCAGCUCUGUGUGCGAUCCAAAAGAUGAAUCUGGAUUUGAUGUCUUGGCAAAUCCUCCUGGCCCAGGUGAUGAAGAUGAAGAUGGCUUCAGCGAUGUGUUUGAAUUUGAAUUUUUGGAUGAGCCUCCCUUACCGUGUUACAACAUUCAAGUGUGUCUCUCUCAGGGACCACGGAACUGGCUUCUGCUCUCGGACGUGGUGAAGAGGCUAAAGAUGUCAUCUCGCAUCUUCCGCUGCAACUUCCCCAACCUGGAGGUCGUCACCAUCACGGAGGCAGAGUUUUACAAACAGACUUCCCUCAGCCAGUUGUUCUCUUGUGCUACGGACCUUGAAGCUUUUAACCCAGAGAGCAAAGAGCUCUUGGACUUGGUGGAGUUCACAAGUGAGCUCAAGACUCUGCUGGGCUCCGAGCUCCACUGGUUGCACCCGCACGAGGAGCCUCCCUUCGACAUCCUCUGGUGAACCAUCAGGCCAUUUAAUGUACAGUGCUCUAUACAGCUACUCCUUUGUGUAUAUGUGUUCAAAUGAAAUUGUUUCUGUAAAGAAAGGACACUAUUAAAUAUGAAAAUAUCUUUCCUUUAUAUAAGAGAUCUGAAUUCCAGUUGGAUGGAUUUUGGAAGAAUUUUUUUUUAACUUCAAUCAGUUUUUACAAAAAUUGUUAUAUAAUGUUUCUUUAAAUGCACACAGGCUUUGGGAUAAGUUUGUUAUUACUCUGAACACAUUUUUUUUUUUAAAGAACACCCACACACAUUGACUUUGUUUCAUGCAAAGCACUGAUUACACAGAACAUACUUUUUCUAGGUGAUGUGAUCAAAGUCGUGUGGCUUGUUUGGGAGGUAGAAUUCAGUAAGGCACUUGGUGAUAUUAUUUUCGGUUUUUUUGUUUACAGAAUUACCUGCUUUGGCCAGGUAAGCACUAUUGAAUAUAAUUCAAUAGUUUGUAAUAUAAAUUAAACCAUAUCCAUACGCAUCAACUAAUUGUAAGAACUUUUAUAUCCUAAUUUAAAAGCUGUGAAAUUUAGUUUUCACACAUCAAACCGGAUUGUUUAUAUAUGUUUAAACAUUUUAUGCUCUUUAUUUAAAGAAGACUUUGAACUAUUUUUUCUGUACCUUGUAAAAUAUUGAAAAACUAACAUAUGUUGAAGUUGCUUGAAACUGUACAUAAACUAAAUUUUCUGAAUUGUGUGUUUAUGUUUGAGAUCUGUGUUUUAACUUUGUAAGUAAAUCUUCUGCCUUUGUAUUUAUAUUUUACAAAAAUUUUCUUAAAGGCAAUAAAACUGUUGAGAAAUGAA
This is a messenger RNA of Haemorhous mexicanus (house finch), 6686 nucleotides long. It is a transcript of the gene BCOR, whose product is annotated as BCL6 corepressor. Gene Ontology annotation, cellular component: nucleus. Gene Ontology annotation, biological process: negative regulation of transcription by RNA polymerase II. The transcript is spliced from 14 exons. Lineage: Eukaryota; Metazoa; Chordata; Aves; Passeriformes; Fringillidae. Bases 608 to 5857 code for a protein of 1749 amino acids. The record is from RefSeq and is a predicted model, not a curated record. Gene Ontology annotation, molecular function: transcription corepressor activity; protein binding.